AAUGAGUUGUAAAUUCUUAUUUUAUUCUUUCUAUAUUUGCUUCCAUACAGACACAUGGAAGGGGGAAAUCAGUCUGCAAUCUCAGAGUUCAUCCUUCUGGGCCUUUCAGACCAGCCAGAACAACAGAGGCUCCUGUUCUUCCUGUUCCUCCUUAUGUACCUGGUCACAGGGCUGGGGAACCUGCUUAUUAUUCUGGCUAUUAGCUCUGAUCCCCACCUCCAUACCCCCAUGUAUUUCUUCCUCAGUAACUUGUCCUUAGUUGACAUCUGCUUCACCUCCACCACCAUUCCCAAGAUGCUGAAUAAUCACAUAACCAAAAACAGAACAAUCCCUUAUGCUUGGUGCCUAUCACAAGUAUUCUUCAAUAUUUGGUUUGCAGGGAUAGAUAGUAUCCUCCUUGCUGCCAUGGCUUAUGACCGUUAUGUGGCUAUUUGUGCCCCUCUACACUAUAGCACAAUCAUGACUCUGAAGGUCUGUGCUCUUCUAGUACUAAUAUCUUGUUCUUGGUCCUUUAUUAAUUCCUUGACAGUCACCGUCUUGCUGACCCGACUCUCCUUCUGUGGCCACAAUGAAAUUCCACAUUUUUUCUGUGACCUCAGUCCCCUUUUGAAAUUGGCCUGCUCAGACACUUUCAUCAAUGACUUGAUGGUCUACACAAUGGGAGCACCAACAGUAUUUUUCCCCUUUAUUGGAAUACUCAUUUCUUAUGGUUAUAUUUUCAUGGCAGUAAUGAAGAUCUCCUCUGUGAGUGGGAAGCAGAAAGUUUUCUCUACCUGUGGAUCCCAUCUGACUGUGGUCUGUCUCUUCUAUGGGACAAUCAUUGGGGUAUACUUCAGUCCCACAUCCACCCAUACAGCCCAAAAAGAUACAGCAGCAACAGUGAUGUACACUGUAGUCACCCCCAUGCUGAACCCUUUCAUUUACAGCCUAAGGAACCAGGACAUGAAAAGAGCCUUGAGGAUGCUUAUCCCUAGGAAACCAAGAUUUAUUAUAAGACUAUGA
Molecule: messenger RNA, 1002 nt
Organism: Antechinus flavipes (yellow-footed antechinus)
Lineage: Eukaryota; Metazoa; Chordata; Mammalia; Dasyuromorphia; Dasyuridae
Product: olfactory receptor 1361-like
Exons: 1
Coding region: 55-1002 (315 amino acids)
Biological process (GO): G protein-coupled receptor signaling pathway
Cellular component (GO): membrane
Molecular function (GO): olfactory receptor activity; G protein-coupled receptor activity
Source: RefSeq, a predicted model, not a curated record